AUGUCUUGCUGUACCCCACCCGUGUUCGUGUUGAUACUGCUGCUUCUUUCUAGUAUUGUGGUAUGCAGCGAUGCCUGGGCGUUGGUACCCACGACAACGCCGCGUCGUUGGGCACGGCGGACCCGAACCACACGAGGCCACCCAGGCGUUUCUCCAGAUCGCCGUCGGGUUUUCGUGGACAUGGUCGGUAGCCACCGAGACGCAGAGGAGCUCGUUGAAACUACGGAAACUAUCUACACUCCAGAAGAGCAACAACGAAUUGCGGAGAUACACGCCGAGGCGUCGGCAGAGAAUGGCACGCUCCGGGACGCUGUUCAGCAGGCUUUGCCCACCUUGCCACCCGGCUUGAUUCUGAAACUUGGUCGAUCCACCAGUCAUUCGCACGAAAGAGUCCAACAAGUAGCUUUGGAGCUCGAACACAUUAUGGAUGCCCGAGUCCAGCAAGCCAAGGAGACUCUCAAAAGUCUCCUGGACGCCGGAGAAAUCCGCAAACUGGAUAGUCUCAUUGGUCAAGCGCAACGCGACGGAAAACUUGACGUGCCUUUUUUUAACGUCAUACAGGCCAAUCUCCGAGACGCCAUGGCGACGGCCGAAGUAGCUCAAGAAGGAGAGGCGAACCGGGCGCAAGUACUACAACACAUCUACACCCGUUGUCAGGAAGAAAUGGAAAAGGCCAUUCCUCCCGGGGUCGCUCUGCUCAAUAAGGUACUCCGUACCGAGCAAGCCUCCAUUCGUAGAAACCUAUACGACCAUUAUCUAACACCACAGAAGAACGUUGUACGGACUCCGGACGGCCGAGAGGUCAAACUCCAAGGCGAAAAGCCCGUACUUGUACAGCUGGACACGUUUGUUUCCGCCAUUGCUGACGCCGUCAAGCAGAUUCGCACCGUCGAAGUCGCGGGAGCAACGGAUCGGGCGACGGCCGCCAACUUGGUAGAAUCGUGUCGGACGAUUGCCAAGGAGGCGCGCGUGGUCAUUGGAGAAAAGUAUGGGGUACCGUCGGACGAAUUGCAAGCCUUUGAACUUGGAUUGCAACCCGUCUUUCGACCGGACUCUCCCGAAAGUCCGUACGUCAAGGGAGAGACGUAA
This is a messenger RNA of Phaeodactylum tricornutum CCAP 1055/1, 1089 nucleotides long. RefSeq lists its product with no specific name. The record is from RefSeq and is a predicted model, not a curated record. Lineage: Eukaryota; Bacillariophyta; Bacillariophyceae; Surirellales; Neidiaceae. The transcript has a single exon. Bases 1 to 1089 code for a protein of 362 amino acids.